This is a messenger RNA of Toxotes jaculatrix (banded archerfish), 4253 nucleotides long. It is a transcript of the gene heatr6, whose product is annotated as HEAT repeat containing 6. NCBI's taxonomy places the organism in Eukaryota, Metazoa, Chordata, Actinopteri, Toxotidae. The record is from RefSeq and is a predicted model, not a curated record. The transcript is spliced from 20 exons. The coding region runs from base 2 to 3625 and encodes 1207 amino acids.
CAUGGCGGCCCACUCCGGGUUGUCAGCACCGGCUCUUGGCCGUGCCGGAGCCCCUCUUUUCUCCUCGGCGGUUCUUACUGAGUCGACCCCGUUCACUCCCAUGGGGGCGGACGGCUGGCAGCUCGGCUCGCCGUCGGACGCUGAGAAACAGUUUUCCCGCUGCGCCGCUAAGCUCCGAGCCCUGCGAGCAGACUCAGGCCAACUCAGGGAGGAGCUCAACCUGCUGUUUGACCAGCUCCUUUCUGAAAACUACAACAAAACCUUCUACCCCAGUAUCAACAUCCGGCCAGAGGAUGUGUGUUCUCUGCUGAAACAUGCCAGCUGUCUUGUGCCGCUGAGUCAGGAACAUUUAGUCAUCAAACUCUGUCAGCUAAUACAUCAUCUUCUCAAUCAGCUGAAGGUAAUAAUGGAUGAGCAGACAUUGAACGUAUUGGUGAACUAUACCGCUAGUGCAUUAAAAACGUGCAGCACAUGGACACAUUCAGAUGUCCUCUUGGCGCUCUCCACAAUAGUGUAUGGGAAUGGACCUCAGUGCCACCAGCACCUCAGUGACUUACUGGGUGAAGAUGGAGUGCUUCUGCAGUAUAGUGCUCCAUCUCAGGCAAAUAUGGAACUACGCCGUGUUGCUCUUACCUGUAUGGCCAACAUCUGUCUCAGGAUCCCUGGUCAGCCACCUUUGGAUGAUCAACACAGAAGUGUAUGUUACAGAGUCUUCCUGAAAACACUGCAGUCACCCAAACCUCCCAACACUGACGAGCUCUUCUACUGCAUGGUGAUCCAGGCAGCACUGAAGGGACUCCAGUGUUGUCUCUCGGGUGGGAAGUGGAAAUUUGGUGGAGGAGAGGAGCUUGGCUCUGUACUGGCCACACUUAAGAGGCUCACGUUCCAGGGAGCUCCAGGUGUGAAUGCAGAGUGGCCGGCGGUGCUUUACCCAGCACCUCUUCCACAAUAUGAGGGUCCCUCUGCACCAAAACCUGCUGAACCACCAAAACCCUCUGAACCACCAAAGGAUGGCGCCGUGCCAGGCAAAGCCUCAGGGAAUAAAAAGAGGAAAUCCAGAGGGAAGGGGAAGAAGACGAGCACUGAGGAGAGCAGAGCGGAUGAUGGAGAGGAAAAUGAUAGAGAGGCAGUGUCUGCAUUUCAGAAAGGAGGGGGAAGAGAAGGAGGCAGAGGUGAGGGAGACUUCUUGUCUAAACCCUCUACCACGUCUCUCUACCCGUCCUGGAAGCUAAACAGUUCGGACUCAGAGUUUUCAGACGCAGAGGGCAACGCACAGAGCAAAUUAAGACUUUACCACAGUCGUGUGCGCCAGGGAGCUCUGCACUGUUUGCUGGCUGUGGUGAAAGGUGUAGAAAAACGGACUCUGUAUGGUUACUGGUCUUCCUUCAUCCCUGACUCUCCCAUUGGGGGACCACCACCUCUCACUCUGCUCACAAUUAUACUGAAGGACCCAUCGCCAAAGGUACGUGCGUGUGCGCUGCAGGUAUUGUCGGCCAUGCUGGACGGCUCCCGUCAGUUCCUGGCUGUGGCUGAAGAUACAGCGUCCCCUCGUACAUCUUACACCCCUUUCUCUUUCUCGCUGGCUACUACUGUCCGAGAACUGCACCGUGCUCUCAGUCUGGCUCUGCUGGCUGAGAGCGCCCCACAGACACUCACGCAGGUCAUAAAGUGUCUGGCCUAUCUGGUGGCCAAUGCUCCUUAUCACCGUCUCAGACCUGGUCUGCUCAGCCCACUCUGGAAGCAGAUGCGUCCCUAUGUGCGCCACAGAGACGUGAAUGUACGCGUGUCAGUCCUGACUCUUUACGGGGCUCUGGUGACCACUCAGGCUCCUCUCCCUGAGGUGCAGCUCUUGCUUCGACAGCCAGACAGCAGCAGCAACACUGGUUCCUUCACGCCCCAGGACUCAGUUCUCAGCUGGAGACAAAGAGACGGAGUGUCCUCGCCCUCUCGCACACCAGUCACCCCUUCCCAGCGCAGCCUGCACACACACUCUCCCCAUGUUCUUCGCACACCGGGCGAAGAGGACAGCUCGCCACCGUGGCUGCUGCAGCUGUGUGUGUCGCUGGUGACUCAGCCCAGAGAGGACCAUUCAGACAGCGAGGGAGCAGGAUCAGGAGGAGGUGCGGUUUUGGAGCCCUCCCCUGUCCGACUGGAAGCUUUACAGGUCCUGUCCCACCUGGUACGUGGCUACUUCUCUCUAACCCAAGCAUGUCUGUGUGAGAUUGGACAGGUGAGCGCACGCUGCCUUGGGGAGACGGACCCCUCUAUACAACUGCACGGAGCAAAGUUACUAGAGGAGCUGGGGACAGGAAUAAUCCAGCAAUACAGAGCAGAGAGCAAUGUGCCUGAGAGCUCGAGGAUCCCCAUGAGUCACGUGGUGCAGUUUUGGUCAGAAGUCUUGAGUGGUCCGCUGAACGCAGCGCUGCAGAACGAACAGCAUCCCAUGCUGCAGACGAGUGCCUGCGACACACUGUCCUCCAUCCUGCCACAGGCCUUCGCGCAGCUGCCUGACAAGACCCAGCUGAUGUGCAUCACUGUGCUGCUGGGGCUGACCUACAGUGAAAACUACCUGGUGAAGACCGCAGCUGUAAGGGCUUUGGGAGUCUACAUACUGUUCCCCUGUCUGAGAGAGGAUGUGAUGUUCGUGGCCGACACAGCAAACACUAUCCUCGCCGCCCUCGACGAUCGAUCUCCAAAUGUCCGUGCCAAGGCUGCCUGGUCUCUUGGCAAUCUCACAGACACACUCAUUGUCAAUAUGGAGAGUGUAGGUGUGGACUUCCAGGAAGAGUUAUCAGACAUGCUGCUGCUCAAGAUGCUGCAGGCAGCUACUCGAGCAUCAGCCGACAAAGACAGGGUGAAGUCUAAUGCAGUGCGAGCGCUCGGGAAUCUGCUUCAUUUCCUGCGUCAGAGUCAGCUGACCCGGUCUGCUUUCCAACGCCCGCUGGAAGACGCAGUCCGUGCUCUCGUAAAAACUGUCCAAUCAGAGGCCACGAUGAAGGUCAGGUGGAAUGCCUGUUAUGCCUUGGGAAAUGCUUUCAGAAACCCUGCGCUGCCACUCGAUUCAGCCCUGUGGUCCCGCGACGCGUUCUCUGCCCUCUGCCACGUUGUUACUUCCUGUAAGAACUUCAAGGUGCGGAUCAAAUCAGCUGCUGCCCUUGCAGUUCCCGCCCAUCGUGGCUGCUAUGGGGACACGAUACGGUUCAGCUGCGUGUGGAGUUCACUGGCAACAGCACUUGAGAACAGCGAAGACACAAACGACUUCUUGGAGUACCGCUACAGUGCCAGCCUGCGACACACGCUCUCACAAGCUCUCCUGCAUCUGCUCAGCCUCAGCCAGUCUCAAGACUUGGCCGCCCUCGGGGCAUCGCUGGCUGGCGAGGAGGGGAAGGGCAUCAAAGAGUAUUUGAUCAGAUAUCUCAGAGCGGAGGAAGCAGGAGGAGAGGGAGCGGAGGGAGAGAAAGACGCAGGCGGGGACAGCGUCAACCCUCAGCAGAGAGUCGGACGUCUGCAGCAGACUCUGAUCAGAGUGAAGGGGUUGAAGACUGAAGGGGGAGAGGAAGAGGGAGGUAAGGAGGUCAUAGUCAGGUUUCUGGAGGAUUUGCUAAAGACCUGUGAAGAGCCAUAAAGAGUCACAUCUCCAGCUGCAGCGCUGGGUUUCAGAAAACUGAGAUCUGUGAUCACAAAAGCUUGUCUCUCAGGUCGGGACAAAGCAGUGACUGAAGGCAAAUAUUAUGUAAUCAGCUUUGUCAUAGUGUGAUCUUAGGACAUCACAAAGAACCACAAGACUGUUCAGAAAAACGCAAGGCAAGAACUAUGUUUUUUUUUCUUAGUGCAGUUCGCAGAGGCUUUUUAUAUCCUUUUAUUUACCUAAUUGCACUUUUUUUUGACUUCUCGUGGAAUCAUACUGCGAUGAUAUGAACAUGCCAUGUUAUUUAACAAAAUUUAGUUGUCCAAGUUAAUUAAUGUUAGCAAAAUAAUUCAUUGAAGUCCCACGUGUGGAGAGUUUUGACUGAUUUGGAACACUGAUCAUCGGUUUGAUUGUUUUACUUAUGAUUUUACUAUAAUUUGCCAAAUCAAUGAUGGACAAAUAUUCUUAAUAUCAUUUUACUGAUUUAGUAAUGCCCAGCCAUUAUUCAUGUUAUGAUGUACACUACAUUGUCUAUGUGAACACAGUUAUAAUGACGCAGGCUGGACUGACAGACUGGACAUCUGUGCAGUCAAAAUGAGAUGUUCAAAACAAUAAAUAAUUUCAA